Molecule: messenger RNA, 642 nt
Organism: Dictyostelium purpureum
Lineage: Eukaryota; Evosea; Eumycetozoa; Dictyosteliales; Dictyosteliaceae
Exons: 1
Coding region: 4-510 (168 amino acids)
Source: RefSeq, a predicted model, not a curated record
CCAAUGUACCAAAACUUUAAAACCAUUUCACCAUCUUCUUCCUCAUCAUCAUUGAACGACUUUAAUAACGACGAAGACAUCUAUGGCGACUAUAAUAAUAAUAACAAUAAUAAUAAUAAUAAUAAUAAUCAUAAUAACCAAAAUAGUAAUAUUAAUUAUAAUUCUUAUAGCAAUAAUAAUAAUAAUAAUGAAAGAUAUUCAUACUCACCAACUAAAAAAUAUAAAUCAAACAAUGUUAGUUGCCUUAUAGAAGGUGGUGAAACAAAAACCAUCAAUCUUUCAAACAUCAACAAUCUAAAUGAACUUAGAAAAGAACUAUCAAACCUCUUCACAUUAAUGUCAUUUUCAAUAUCAUUCUCUCACUACUCACAACAAAAACAACAAGAAUCGGAAAUAGAAUUGAACAUAUCGGGCAAAGAAAAUUGGGACGAAUUCUGCGGCAAAAUUGAUAAAAUCUAUAUUAGACCAGUCAAUAUAACUCCUGAAAUUAGAAACCUAAUAAAUUGUUAAUAGUAACAAUUUAAUAUUAUGUAAAUUUUUUAUUGCAACUUAUAAAAAUAAACAAAUUAGUUGUUUAUACAUAUACAUAACGAAUAAAUUUUUUUUAAUUUUAAAAAUAAAAUUACUUUUACAAUUACUUUU